GCCAUGGCAUUCGAUCGGACUGGGAUACGGAUACAACGCGCGAACCCAAUGCGUCCGCUGUUCCUGUUGUCGUAAAGUCAACGAUGACGCGCGGUUACCUUAUAACAACAGUGAUGAAAUAGCGAACACGCAUCGACGGACCGCGGUGGUAGUGAAUCUCCUAAGGAUGCUGAUAUCGGAGUGACGAGACGAUUAAAUUUGUUAUGAUGGAGUAGAUGUUGCGCAUGUAACGAAAUAUCUGUGACUAAGCGCGUCAGCCAGCGUUUUAUAAACAUCUAUUGGUGUCUGGUCUCUUUCCCGUUAGGGAUCGUGUCAGAAAAGAAAAUGGAAGAAAAACGCGGCAUAGGGAUAGUAGAGGAUGAGGAGCCAGAAGAAUCUGAAAAUAUAAUAAUUAAUGAAGUAGAUGGCCUUCCAAAUUUACAUCCAAAUUUUGAACAACUGCAGCUUGAAUUUGAUAGAGAAAGGCAUAUCGGUGACACAAGUAUCAGAUCCAUCGAUGAAUUAGUUCACGACGAAGAUCUACCAACUUCUGUAAUUGUUACCAAUGUGGAUCCUCGAGUUUUCAAGGGUGAAGAAUUGAAGCCAGCCAUAGAAAAUCUCUUCAAGCAAUUUGGGGAAGAUGCUACAUUUCAAUACUUUAGAUCUUUCAGAAGGAUGAGAGUAAACUACAGUUUUCCCAGUGCUGCGGCAAAUGCAAGACUACAGUUGCAUCAGACACAUUUCGGAGAAACUGAUAUCAAUUGUUAUUUUGCACAACCUGUGACACCCAUAGAUAUGGAAGAUCAGCAUCUUCAGCCACCUGCGCUCACCAAACAGUUCCUUAUAUCUCCUCCCGCUUCUCCGCCGGUUGGUUGGGAGCCACGUGAGGAAGGAGAGCCGCUCGUCAAUCACGAUCUAUUAGCCGCUAUAGCCAAUUUAUCCGCAGGUGGAAGUCACGAAUUGCAUCCAGCGGGCUCGGGACAGCCGGGCAUAGUGGUGCACGUUUGCGAGAACGCGAAUCCGACGAAAAAUGCGCCUCGCAUUCAGCACACGCGCUGUCCCGAACACUAAUUUUUUCCUCCUUUCGCUCGCGUCUCAGUUCGUCACGCGCCGCUCCGAAGGCCAUCCAGUAAGCAACUUUAAAUUAGAUUACUAUUAUACCGUACAAAGCUGAAACAAUUUACAACCGAUUGCUUGGGGUUGGUGUUGCCGGGUGAGCGGAAAGCGGAUGCGUUGUAAAAAGAUUACGGCUCGCAGACAACGACGCAGCGGCCCGGCACGAGUAUUUACAAAGCCGGCCGUGGGUAGCAGCGAUCUAUAAAUAUCACUUGUUGCUAUAUACAGAUGAAGAUAUAUAGAAUUUCAGUUGUGCGUUCAUCCGUCGAGAAUUCGCGGCGUGUCCUUGUAUAAUCUUUGUUUCUCACGGUAAUAGUUAACUCGGCAGAUUCGCAUAGUUCUUGGCCUACAUUGUUCCCAUGUUGUUUCGUUGAUAAUAGCGUUAACGAUUUUAUAUCAUGGAAGAUUACAGCCGAGCCGGUGAGAUGUUGUCGGAAACCAGAAUAUCGUGGAGGGAGGGAGGGAGGGACGGAAGGGGGAGGGCAGCGAUACGAUCGAAGGGAUUUUGCAGUUCUACCUCUCAUUAUCGGUGUGUGUUAUUUGUACUUCUAAACAGCACGUAAUGUUUAACAGUAUUGUUGUGAAUUCACAGAGAUGAUAACUAACGUUAUAGAGAAUAAUUAAUCGACAGAAUCAAAAAAAUAAUAAUAAUAAUAAGAAGGUCGGAGUUCAACGGCUUCCUCCUCUAUUUAUUUUUGGAUUGUUCCUUCUCUCUCUUAGAAGAUGCUUUGGAGAUUACGUCAGUCGAGUGUCGAGUUGAGUUUUGCGUGCAUGCGAAAAAAAAAGAAAAUAAAAAUCUAGGGAGAUAUAUGACAUUAAUAUGUAUGUGAUAUGUGUGUGUAUACGAAUGUACUGUUCUAAAAACUAUCGUUCUCUUCGUUCUGUGUUUUCGGUAGGAAGCUAGUUCACAUUAGCUUUAACAUUACACGCUAUCCUAUAAAUGGUCUCUUGUUAAUGAAGUUACGAAAAAAAAAAAAAA
Messenger RNA from Dinoponera quadriceps, 2074 nucleotides. It is a transcript of the gene sra, whose product is annotated as protein sarah. The record is from RefSeq and is a predicted model, not a curated record. The transcript has 5 exons. Gene Ontology annotation, cellular component: nucleus; cytoplasm. Gene Ontology annotation, biological process: calcium-mediated signaling. Gene Ontology annotation, molecular function: nucleic acid binding; calcium-dependent protein serine/threonine phosphatase regulator activity. The coding region runs from base 325 to 1050 and encodes 241 amino acids. NCBI's taxonomy places the organism in Eukaryota, Metazoa, Arthropoda, Insecta, Hymenoptera, Formicidae.